AUGGGCUCUCCUGCGGCCGCCGACAAUCUGGUCACAGAAAACCCGGACCAUGUCCACAUCAUGCCUCCCGACGACGCUCACGUGAUAUGCCCUACGGACUACUUCUCUGGGUCGGGCAAGAAGGUGCUUCUUUUGCUCAACCAGGAGAUCAAGCUCUCGGUCACUGCUAUACAGCAGGUGUGGGAUGCUUCGCAAUUGAGGAUCUGCGCCGACGGGGGUGCAAACCAGCUUUACGAAUAUAGCCUGAAACACGGUCUGGACUGGCUACCGGACUUUGUGAUAGGUGAUCUCGACUCCUUGCGGCCCGAAGUGAGCCUCUUCUAUAAAUCCAAGGGGGUCAAGGUCAAACAGCAGGCUUCGCAAUAUUAUUCAGAUUUGGACAAGGCCAUCACGCUUUCAAACCUGGUGCUGCUCGAUCCGACAAUUAAUCUCGACGAUUACGAUGACUACGACGGAGUCAGCAAGUAUGAAGAAAGCAUCACCGAUAGCAUUGACGAUAAGGUUUCUGUGUUCAUGAUGGGCUCAAUUGGCGGCAGAUUUGACCACACGGUCUCUACAAUUAGCAAGCUGAUCAAAUUGUACCAUACACGGCCCAAUUUCCAAUUCAUUGUGAGGAAUAACGAAUACAGCGAGUAUAUUCUGUUUAUUCCUAGAGGACGCAGUUUUGUCACGCUGCUGCAAGAAAAGGACUACCACCGGGGUGAGGAACUGGUGAAGGGAAAACUGCCGCUUGUCGGGCUGUUACCACUAGCAUGCCCUGUGCGAUUGAGCACUAGCGGUCUUAAAUGGGACGUUACCAACUGGGACUCCUCUAUCGAAGGAAAAGUGAGUGCCAAUAACCUGCUAGUCGGCGACAACGGGUUUCUCGUCGACACCACAGGCCCGAUAUUCGUCAACAUUGAAAUCUGA
This is a messenger RNA of Ogataea angusta, 909 nucleotides long. RefSeq lists its product as uncharacterized. Gene Ontology annotation, biological process: thiamine metabolic process; thiamine diphosphate biosynthetic process. Gene Ontology annotation, molecular function: thiamine binding; ATP binding; thiamine diphosphokinase activity. The coding region runs from base 1 to 909 and encodes 302 amino acids. NCBI's taxonomy places the organism in Eukaryota, Fungi, Ascomycota, Pichiomycetes, Pichiales, Pichiaceae. The transcript has a single exon. The record is from RefSeq and is a predicted model, not a curated record.